AUGUCUCAUAUUCUAUUCUUCUCUCAUUUCUUCUUGCAUUCCAAUAUCUUCCAAUUAGGUUCGUUUUAUUUGCCUUAUGAAAUCUGUCUUCCCUCCUACCUCGACUCACUCUCUAAUUUGCUUUAUGUCUUCUAUUUAUUUUCUUUCUUUUUUUUUUGUCUUAAUGUUUCUUUCUUCCUAUUGUCUCUUUACUUCUUUCUUUUUUUUAUUUCCUUCAUUAUCUUCGAUAUCCUACUUUUAAUUCGUAGCGCCUGUCUCUUUUGUUUCAGUUUCUUUUUCUGUUUUUUGGGGUUUUUUUUCUUUUUUCUUCCAGUCACCUUUUCUUACUUCGUAAUGCAAAUUCUAAAUUUCUUUUCUUUACCGCCUAUCUCUUCACUUCCCUUCUUUUUCUCUCUCUCUCUUUCUUUCUUUCUUUCUUUCUUUCUUUCAAAAUCUUUUUUUUUUUACCUCGUAGUGUCUGUCUUUUCAUUUUUUUUAUUUUUUCUCCUCUUUCUUUCUUCAUCCAACCAUUUUUUCUUUCUUCGUCUUGCAAAUUCUUCGCUUUUCUUUCUUUUUUCUUUCUUUCUUUCUUCUUUUUUUUUUUUUCGUCCGCUUUUUUAG
Molecule: messenger RNA, 600 nt
Organism: Acanthosepion pharaonis
Lineage: Eukaryota; Metazoa; Mollusca; Cephalopoda; Sepiida; Sepiidae
Source: the annotation of a GenBank genome assembly